Messenger RNA from Oncorhynchus kisutch (coho salmon), 3025 nucleotides. It is a transcript of the gene ap4b1, whose product is annotated as adaptor related protein complex 4 subunit beta 1. The record is from RefSeq and is a predicted model, not a curated record. Lineage: Eukaryota; Metazoa; Chordata; Actinopteri; Salmoniformes; Salmonidae. The transcript is spliced from 14 exons. The coding region runs from base 155 to 2587 and encodes 810 amino acids. Gene Ontology annotation, biological process: intracellular protein transport; vesicle-mediated transport. Gene Ontology annotation, cellular component: clathrin adaptor complex; membrane coat.
GUGCUGCUGGAGGAAUACCGGUGGACGUUUAACACGGAUGUCAACAAACUAGCGAUUCGAACGAUUCCCCCCCCCCCCCAUUAAAUAACCCAUAAGUGACGACUAAACGCCUUUCACUAGCGUCUGUCUGUGUGUCAGACAGUCUGCUGCUACUAUGCCUUACCUGGGCGAUGAGCAUACAGUGAGGGAGCUGAGGAGGGCUCUGUCCAACCCAAACGUCCAAGCUGACCACCUACGCUACAGAAACACCAUCCACAGAGUCAUCAGAGUGAUGUCUCAAGGACAAGAUGUAUCUGGGUUGUACAGUGAGAUGGUGAAGGCAUGUGCAACGGUGGAUAUUGUCCAGAAGAAACUGGUGUAUGUGUUUCUGUGUGCCUAUGCCAGUCUGAACCCUGAGCUGUCUCUGCUGGUAAUCAACACCCUGAGGAAAGACUGCUCGGAUCACAACCCCAUGAUUCGCAGCCUGGCCCUACGGAACAUGUGCAACCUCAGGCUCCCAGGUCUAUCACAAUAUGUGCAGCAGCCUCUUACAGUGGGACUGAAGGACAAGGCGGCGUGUGUUCGCAGAGUGGCUGUACUGGGCUGGGCCAAGAUACACACAAUACAACCUACCACUGGGAUAGAUGUAGCUGUAGUGAAUGAGUUGUAUGGGUUGCUAAGGGACCCAGACCCGGUCGUCAUGGUGAACUGUCUCCGGGCACUGGAGGAGAUUCUACAGGAAGAAGGGGGCGUGGCUAUCAACAAACCCAUUGCUCACCACCUCCUCAACAGACUGAAGCUAUGUGAUGUGUGGGGCCAGUCUGAGGUGCUAGCGGUGCUCCAGCGGUAUCGGCCUCGCAGCGAAGACGAGCUGUUCGACAUACUAUCUCUGUUAGACCCCGCCCUUCUCUCACACCACGCCCCCGUCAUGGCCGCCACGCUCCGCCUCUUCCUGUCCCUGUGUUCCACGCUGCCUGCCGUGUGUAUGUCGGCACUUGAGAGAGUACGGGGCCCCCUCCUGGCUGCCGCCGGUAGCACCUCCCGGGAACUACGCUAUGCAGCGCUAUGUCACAUCCAGCUUCUGCUCCGUUCUGAGCCUGGUCUGAUGGGGGAACACUACAAGCGCUUCUUCUGCGGCUAUGCUGAACCACCUUACAUCAAACAGAACAAGAUGCAGGUGCUGGUUGAGUUGGUGAAUGACGACAACGUGGCGAUGGUUCUGGACGAGCUGAGAGGAUACUGUACUGACGUCAACACUGAGACCUCACAGACUGCUAUCAACGCUAUAGGUAGUAUAGGGAGGAGCUACACUGACAGGUGUCUGGCCAUCCUCACGGGACUACUGGGGCUGAAGCAAGAACACAUCACCUCUGCCGUGCUCCAGACUCUGAGGGACUUAGUGUGGGUGUGUCCUCAGUGUGGAGAUGCGGUGUGUUCAGCUCUGGAAGGAUGGGAGGACAAUCUACAGGACAGUCAGGGUCGUGGGGCCUUGCUGUGGCUGCUGGGUGUCUAUGGGGACAGGGUGACUGGCGCCCCCUAUCUGCUGGAGGACUGUAUAGACGGGGUGAGGAGUGAGGUGUCAGCGGAGGUCAAGACAGAGCUGCUCACUGCAACACUACGCCUGUUCCUGUCCAGACCUGCUGAGACUCAGGACAUGAUGGGACGACUGCUGGUCUACUGUAUAGAGGAGGAAGUGGACAUGUGUGUGCGUGACCAGGCCCUGCUGUACUACCGGCUGUUGCAUUGUGGGAUUGAGGAGGUCCGUCAGGUCCUCCAGGGUGGACGACGGUCAGACCCCUCUCUGGGGCCUCUGAUUGGACGGCCCCCUGAGCCCAUCAGCCAAUGGGCAUCCAGCUUCAAUACCUUGGAGCCUCUAACCCUCGGAGCCUCUACUGUGGGGAACUCUGACCCCGCGACCCCCAAGCCCUCCACACUGACUCCCAACACCCUGACCUCUAACGCUGAAGCCAUGACCCCUACACCAGGAGACCCCCACCUUCCAGACUGCAGUAGUGGAGCUCUGAGUCUGUCUGUGUCUCCAGCUCUGACCCCUGAGGAGUUUGAACGCCUGUGGCUGCAGCUGGAGAAGGGGGCGUGUCUGGAGGUGUGUGUGGCGUGUCCUGUUCCCCGCUGUUCCCCAGAGGGCCUGCAGGUGGCACUACAGCUGGUCAACAUCCAGACGCUGGCUUUCACCCCCCCAAACACACACCCCUGGAGGGUGUACCUCUACACACACACCUCACACAUCUCUACAAAGACACCACACACACUCAUACUGGCAGAACUACUACACACUGGAGGAGAGGGAGAGAAAGAGGAAGAGGAGGAGGGAGAGGAAGAGGGGGAGGGAGAGGAAGAGGGAGAGAAAGAGGGGGAGGGAGAGAAAGAGGGGGAGGGAGAGAAAGAGGGGGAGAAGGAGGGGGAGGAAGAGGGGGAGGGGGAGGAAGAGGGGGAUAAGGAGGGACAGGAAGAGGGGGAUGGAGAGAGAGAGAAGGAAAAAGGCUUGCUAGUGGUAAUGAGACAGCAUCCAGGAGACCAGACAGCUCUGAGAGGAUUCCUGUCUGUUCUCACUACUGUCCUACACACACUGUCCACACACACAGCCUGAACACACACACACAGCCUGAACACACACACACAGCCUGAACAUACACAGCCGGAACACACACACACACAGCCUGAACACACACUCACACAGCCUGAACACUCACACACUCACACAGCCUGAACACACACACACACAGCCUGAACACUCACACACUCACACAGCCUGAACACACACACACACAGCCUGAACACUCACACACUCACACAGCCUGAACACACACUCACACAGCCUGAACACACACUCACACAGCCUGAACACACACACACAGCCUGAACACACACUCACACAGCCUGAACACACACACACACAGCCUGAACACACACACAGCCUGAACACACACACAGCCUGAACACACACACACACAGCCUUAGCACAUACACCUAAGAGGCAGCAUGGAUGUGUUUCCUGUAGAAGCAAUAAAGGAUGGAAUAUGCUCUU